AAAUUUACCAAAUGAAUAAUAUAUAUGAAAACAUUGACGGUCAAGAGGAACUGAACUUUCAAUUACUUUUUCUGUACAACCAACCCGGCAAUGACUUACCCCCAGAUGACCCAACUGAUGAAUCUGGUGUUCCCUCAAACCAUGACAUCAAUCGAACGUCCCCCUGUAUUCAUCAAGACCUAUACGGCGAUGAGUCGGUCGCCCAACUCUCUCACCUUCUCACCUACGAGCAAUCUGAUCUCAGACAAUCAUAUGGGCUCUCCCCAUCACUCACCACCCACCCUGGUGCCUUCCAAGGCAACAGCCCAAGAAUUGAGAUCACUUGUUCUGACCUGCAUCAUCAUCGUGACCAUGUCCACACCACCCCAUUGGACAUCGAUCGCCCCAUGUUGACCGUGCCCGGGUAUGACAUGCCCUACAGGGAAAGCCAAUGCCUCAGUCCGGCUAGUAGCAACUCUUCUACUAGUUGGCACUCGGAUGGAUGUUCCCCUGGAACAUAUUCCCCUUGCAUCUCUCCUGGCGGUGGAGGAAGUUUGGUUGGAGUGACUGAAGCCGACCUCUGCCCGAGGCUUCAGGCCAUCCAAGCGUCUGGUUCUCCUAACACGUCCCCUCGCACUAGCAUCACCGAAGAGACCUUCCUGGACCGCCGAUCAUCUUCCCCACGUCCAGGUUCCAGGUCGGCUUCUCCACAGGGCAAACGCACCUACGAUCAGUACCAGACCCAAAGAUCUCAAAGUCCACACUUUGGGCCAGAUGAGCCUCUGGAGUUUUGUGGACAUCUGGCAAAAUUGGAAGAUUCUUUGAGCAACCUUAGUAGCAACUUGGCAAAACCGAUUGCCACCAAGAUUGUCCGGCCAAAUCCAGAGUAUUCUGUCUACAAAGAAAGCCAAGCAGGCCAGUUCACAGCCAUGCCGGAAAUGAAGAAAGAAUUCACAAUGCAGUCUUGCUAUUUCAUGCCAGCUGACUGGUCCAGUCAGACUCUCACAGGGGUUUGUAGUGUACCAGUAGCUGCCCUGCCUGCGUUGGACUGGCCUCUUCCCAGCAGUGCUGAUCAGUAUGAGCUCAGAAUUGAGGUUCAGCCCAGACAACACCACCGAGCCCACUACGAGACAGAGGGCAGUAGAGGCGCUGUCAAAGCAUCUUCUGGAGGCCACCCGGUUGUUCAGUUACGAGGGUACACGGGGACGGAGCCGCUAGCUCUGCAGAUCUUCAUCGGUACGUCUGACGACAGGAACCUCAGACCGCACGCUUUCUACCAAGUCCACCGCAUCACCGGCAAGACCGUCACCACCAGCAGUCAAGAACGAAUACUGAACGGGUCGAAAGUUCUAGAGGUGCCCCUGGAACCCAAGGAGAACAUGCGCGCAGUAGUUGACUGUGCGGGUAUCCUGAAACUGAGAAACGCUGACAUAGAGUUGAAGAAAGGAGAGACAGACAUCGGACGGAAAAACACUCGAGUGAAACUGGUCUUCCGCGUCCAUGUGCCUCAACCCGGAGGCCAGUGGCUCUCUCUCCAAGUGGCUUCGCAGACUAUUGAGUGCUCUCAGAGGUCGGUCCACGAACAGCCGGCGGUAGAGUGUCAGGACGUGGACCACUGCUCGGUUCUGGGUGGACUGCAGAUGACCCUUAGGGGCCAGAACUUCACUCCUGAGUCCAGAGUUAUCUUCUUUGAGAAGGCACAUGUUGAUUUACAAAUCUGGGAUGCUGAAGCAAAAGUUUACAGAGACAAAAGCACGGCUAACUUGUUGUUUUUGGAGAUUCCUUCUUAUCGGGACCCCAACAUCUACUACCCUGUUAAAGUCAACUUUCACGUGCUGAACGGCAAGAAGAGACACAGCCAACCUCAACACUUCACCUACACACCUCUCUCAGUGCCAUUGAUUAAGGCCGAGCCUGUCGAAGAAUAUCAGUACACACAGUUAGGCUGUCCUGUACGCCCCAUCAUGAGGGUGUCUCCGCCCCCUCGACAUCUUACGGAUGGCCACAUCAUGCCAAGUGGGCCCUCGUGCCUGCUAUCUCACCCUGGCAUGUACCCUACUGGCCCACAACAUCACCUUCAACAACAACCAAUCCACUACCAGCUCGAUCACGCUUUGCCAGGAGACCACGCCAUCUCCCCAGGUCAUUCUUCGUGUAUGGCGCCCACACAUGCUGCUACGUCACUGUCUUCCUUCAGACCCAACACUUACCAGCACAACAUGGCUGGUGACGCAAUCCAGAUGGCUGCUUCUUUGUUUCCAACUGUUGAUAUCUCAGAGAUGUGCUCCGCUGUGGGCCAUCAGAAGGCGUACGGCUCAAGGGCUUCUCCAACCACAGGAAGGUCUCCACCAGUCCACAGCCUUCAGACGUACCUGCCCGUACAGCAUCAGAGAACCAGCAGUCCUGUGAGAGUCACCAUCAAAAAGGAGAACCUGGAUCAAGCCUAUCUUGAUGAUGUGAAUGCAGUUAUAAGAAAGGACCUCGUUCCUAAAAAUGAUCGCUGAUGCCAACUGUGGAAAUAAAGCGACACAAUGAAGAUUGUUGAUGGCCUUGAUAUGUACUUAAAAUACUGGCUUUUUUCAUAUCUAUGAUUUGUACACAGGUAAAUAAUGAUUUCAGUUGGGACGUUCGACUUGAGGUAAUAUCAGAGGUCUAGUUUAUCUUGUUUAAUCACUGCUGGCCAAAAGUUUGGAAUAAUGUACAGAUUUUGCAGUUUCGGAAGGAAAUUGGUACUUUAAUUCACCAGAGUGGCAUUCAACUGAUCACAAAGUAUA
Messenger RNA from Xyrauchen texanus (razorback sucker), 2753 nucleotides. Its product is annotated as nuclear factor of activated T-cells, cytoplasmic 2-like. NCBI's taxonomy places the organism in Eukaryota, Metazoa, Chordata, Actinopteri, Cypriniformes, Catostomidae. Gene Ontology annotation, cellular component: transcription regulator complex. The transcript is spliced from 11 exons. Gene Ontology annotation, molecular function: transcription factor binding; RNA polymerase II cis-regulatory region sequence-specific DNA binding; DNA-binding transcription factor activity, RNA polymerase II-specific. Gene Ontology annotation, biological process: calcineurin-NFAT signaling cascade; regulation of transcription by RNA polymerase II; cytokine production. The record is from RefSeq and is a predicted model, not a curated record. The coding region runs from base 12 to 2483 and encodes 823 amino acids.